This is a messenger RNA of Haliotis rufescens (red abalone), 2526 nucleotides long. RefSeq names its product complement C1q tumor necrosis factor-related protein 2-like. The transcript has 3 exons. NCBI's taxonomy places the organism in Eukaryota, Metazoa, Mollusca, Gastropoda, Lepetellida, Haliotidae. Bases 386 to 1171 code for a protein of 261 amino acids. Gene Ontology annotation, molecular function: protein binding. The record is from RefSeq and is a predicted model, not a curated record.
CUCCAACCUAUUAUUGACGAAGAUUAGACAAUUUGCCCCAAACUUGCAACCCACCUUAACUCAAGCCUCUGGCAACAUAAACCAAUCAUCUAAGCUUGAAGAAAUUUCUAGCCAAUCAUAAGCUCAUAACACCAUCGAAAUGCCACUGUGGCAGCACUGAGUUCCAUGGCCAUAUCGGUUGGACAUAGGACGCACUCCCACGAGGUGUGAUAUAUCAACAGUCACAGUGUUAAUUGAAUUGUGAAUCUGAUACGAUGCCUAGCGUCAGAUAACGGUGGCUGCUGCUCCUGCUAGUGUAGCGCUGCCUCAGUUGUUCCUGGGUGGACACUAGAGGACACUACUGCCGGGACUAGCAUUGAACAUAGCACAUAUUACAGAUCCAAACAUGAAGGUCGGGUUGUGUCUGUUGGUGGCUAUCUACCCUUGUUUGCUGUCUGUUGCCUUGGCAACAUACUAUUCGAAGGAGAAUGAGCAAUGUAACAACUGUUGCCGGGGUCUUCCUGGUCCACAAGGAAUUCCCGGACUUCCCGGUAUGCAUGGAACACGAGGGGAAGAGGGACACAAAGGAAGUAAGGGAGAAGUCGGCAGCAAGGGGAUUCGUGGCUAUCAAGGGGUGACUGGGCCUUCAGGACCAGAAGGUCCAAAAGGGCUCCGAGGUCGAAAAGGUCAAAAGGGCAUGGAAGGCAUCACUGGUCUAGAAGGGCCCAAGGGAGAACAGGGGGCACGUGGCUAUCCUGGACUGAAGGGAGAUAUUGGGGACAGGGGGCAGAAGGGGAGCAGACCUCCAAAAGUGGCUUUUUCCGUCAGCCGCAGCAAGAAACUUGGACCAGUCUUACAAAAUACUCCUGUCACUUUUGACAAAAUUCACACCAACUUGGGUGAAAGUUUUGACCUAUAUUCCUCUCAGUUUGUGUGCAAGGUCAAUGGCACCUAUUUAUUUACUACCCAUGUUCUGGGGCAAGACCAGCAUGAUGCAUAUGUGUGGAUUAUGUUGAACAAUGAACACAAGAUGGCGCUGCACGGGGACAGACGGGCAGGGUAUGGGACAGGAAGCAACACAAUCAUCCUUCACCUUGUGACUGAUGAUCACGUAUGGUUGCAGCUCUCGGAAAAGUCUGCUCUCAUGAAUGACUACUCAUCAUUUUCUGGAUACCUUCUAUUUGAAGAUUAGUGAUUUCAACAAGGAUCUUGAAAUUUCUUCAUGUGGGAAAGUUUGCUUUCUUCAAUUCAUAGCCUAAUUAACACAAUCAUUUUGUAUGUCCAUUAACUUGACUUCCGUUAUCUCCAAUGUUGUGUGCACAGACCAUCCCAGUAUAUGGGGGUUAGCUUUGGGGAACAUAUGCCAGACAAAUGUGUUCCUAAUGUUUAUUUCUCAUUCCAUAAGUACAUUAACAUAGACAGUGCUGGGUCACUAAGGAAAGUAUGCAUUGUCUCAUUCACUCAAUGAGAUAGAGUUCAUAUUUAGCCAGAUACUCUUUACAUGUGAAGUGCAGCUUGAACGUGGGAGUCCCCCAACAAUUGAUACAUGUAAAAUAUUAUGUCAAGGUAAUGGUGUCAGAUACUGAGAGUCAACUGUGCACUUGCAGAUGGUUGUCUUGGAUUAACUACACUGGGUUGAGAUGUGCUAGACUUGGGAGUCCUUCCUUUCACAGGAAAUGAUGACAUAAGGUUUUACACAGAGCUUUUGUUGCGCGAUUGAAGGAUGGUGUUUUCAACUGAUGACUUUAUGCUCAUGUUGAAAGUGUGACCUGGAUCUGUACAUUUCACUGUUUCAUGUUCCAUGUUGUAACUGUGUUUCACACAAGUCAGGAAACUACAACUGACAAGACAUACAAAUCACUAUUCUCUCCUAAAGCUGUUAUGUUUCUAAAACAUUUUGACUUCUGUUAGUCUUGACUCAUUGAAACUCUUAGAGAUAAAGUCAAAAUAGUUUAUGCUUAAGUCCCAAGCCUGCCUGAGUAUGUGAUUUCUAAGUUAGCGAUAGAGCAAACAGCAUUCCCAGCAUGGCACUCAUGUCCCAUGACAAUAUCUUCUGAUGUUAAACAUCUGUUUUAUUUGUUCAAUGUGCAGUCUGUAUCAAGAGCUACUUGACCAAAGCCCCAGACCAAAAACUCAUUUCAAUUCAGUCUGUUCAGCUAUACUACGACUAAAGUCCACAGAAAAUGACCCUGACAGUCAAGAUGACUCUGGUAGUUGUCCUACCAGUGAGUAAAACUAAAAAUGAAAGUCAAGGGGUCCUUGUCAUACCCCGAUGUUUAACAUCACAGAUAUUGGGGUCUCUAGUUUCAUAUGCUAUUGGGCAAAACUUAAAGGACCAGGACCCACCUAAUUUUAAAUGCAGCUGAAUGUGUUGACCUGGGAAACAACAGUCAACAACAUCCAGUUUAGCUGUCCAUUGUGGGCAUAGAACCAAUUAAAAUCAGACCUCAGUUCUCGAAGACAUUAGGGGUCACGUCAGAAAGACCUUUCAUCCGACCUAUCAGUGCGUCGCUUACCAGAUUAUGAAAGUAACAGUCGGAAUGUGAU